Molecule: messenger RNA, 2223 nt
Organism: Meyerozyma guilliermondii ATCC 6260
Lineage: Eukaryota; Fungi; Ascomycota; Pichiomycetes; Serinales; Debaryomycetaceae
Gene: CBK1
Product: serine/threonine protein kinase
Exons: 1
Coding region: 1-2223 (740 amino acids)
Biological process (GO): intracellular signal transduction; peptidyl-serine phosphorylation
Molecular function (GO): protein serine/threonine kinase activity; ATP binding
Source: RefSeq, a predicted model, not a curated record
AUGGACUUUGAUUUUUUGACCGACGAACAGAAGCAGUUCUACCGGAACCAAUACCAGCAAAGCCAGAACCAACAAUAUCAAGAACACUCACUCCAACAAGACCAAUUUAUGCAAAAUCAUCAAAAUCACUCGAAUCAUCCGCAUGCUACUGGUCCCUAUGGCUUACAACUGAUCCCCAAUCUUCAACCAAAUCCAGAUGUUAGUCUUAUGGACGAGGAUUCCGACGAUAAUAACCACGCAGCGGUGCCCUCGUCUCCUCUUCCACAGCCUUCGACUUUCCAGUCAUCUCCCACUUUUUCAGCUUCCGACAAUUUCGGUCAUAAUGCAUUACAACUGGUUGAUUCCCAGAGUUCAGUGAGCUUUAAGCCUCCAAACUUCUUCACCCAGCUCACCAAUCAGCUGAGCACCAAUGUGCUGGAAAUCAGCAAUGAUAGCAACCACAUGUUGCCUAUUUCGCAGCAAUUUCAAAACCAACAAAACUACCAAUCCCAGGCUCAACAGCAAGCUCAACAGCAUAUUCAACAUCAGCAGGCUCAGCAGCUAGCUCAGCAACAAGCACAGCAGCUUGCACAGCAACAGGCUCAAGCUCAAGCACAGCAACAAGCUCAACAACAAGCACACGCACAAGCUCGAGAGGCUCAACAAUUCCAGCAACAAGUUCAGCAGCAUCAAGCGCACCAAAAUUCUCUGCCACAACGACAACAAGAAUCUCACUCCCCUCAGCAUACGACAUCUCAGACCGCUCAAAACGGUUCACCCUACGUAUACUUUAACAGACAGCCGAACCGGCUUUCGAAACCAGCUCAAGACCGUGCAUCUGCUCUUAAGUUGAAGCUUGAAAAUUACUACCAGAUGUCAGUCACCCAUGCAAUUGAGCGCAAUCAGAGAAGAUUGGAUCUCGAGCACAAAUUGGCUACAGAAGAGGCCGCAUCGUCUCAAGAACGUAAAAACCGACAGCUUCAGAACCUUGGUAAGAAGGAGCUGCAGUUCUUACGUCUUCGAAGAACCAAGUUGUCUCUCGAAGAUUUUGCUACUGUCAAAGUUAUCGGAAAAGGUGCUUUUGGUGAAGUUCGUUUGGUUCAAAAGAAAGAUACCGGUAAGAUUUACGCCAUGAAAACAUUGCUCAAGACGGAAAUGUACAAGAAAGAUCAAUUGGCGCACGUGAAGGCGGAAAGAGACGUUUUAGCAGGAAGUGAUUCUCCAUGGGUAGUAUCAUUAUAUUACUCGUUCCAAGACGCUCAAUAUCUUUAUUUGAUUAUGGAGUUUCUUCCAGGAGGUGAUCUUAUGACCAUGUUAAUUCGUUGGCAAAUAUUCACCGAAGACAUCACCCGGUUCUACAUGGCAGAGUGUGUGUUGGCUAUCGAGGCUAUUCAUAAACUUGGCUUCAUCCAUAGAGAUAUCAAGCCGGAUAAUAUCUUGAUAGAUAUUCGGGGACAUAUCAAGUUGUCGGAUUUUGGGUUAUCCACGGGAUUCCACAAGACUCAUGAUUCCAACUACUACAAGAAGCUUUUAGAGAAGGAACCACCUUCGCAGCUGCAGCAAUUUUUGCAGCCAAAUGGCGGACAACAGAGCAGGAACUCCAUGAUGGUGGAUGCCAUUCACUUGACGAUGUCAAACAGGCAGCAAAUGCAAACGUGGAGAAAAUCUCGGCGAUUAAUGGCAUAUUCUACGGUUGGAACCCCGGACUAUAUUGCACCGGAAAUCUUUAUACACAAAGGUUAUGGUCAAGAGUGUGAUUGGUGGUCACUAGGUGCCAUUAUGUUUGAGUGUUUAAUCGGGUGGCCACCAUUCUGUUCGGAAACUCCACAUGAAACUUACCGUAAGAUCAUGAGCUGGCAAGAAACCCUUCAAAUUCCGGACGAUAUUCAUCUUUCGCCAGAAGCCGAAGACUUGAUUCGCAGACUUUUGACCAAGGCAGAGAACAGGCUUGGGAGAUAUGGGGGUGCCGAUGAAUUGAAGCAGCACCCAUUUUUCAGAGGAGUCGACUGGGAUACGAUUCGUAAAGUGGAUGCACCAUUCAUUCCAAAAUUGCGUUCGAUUACAGAUACCCGGUUUUUCCCUACAGACGAAUUAGAGAACGUUCCCGACUCGCCGGCGCUACUGAAGGCAGUCGAGCAAAGAGAACAGAUGAUGAAGAGCGGAGCAGGCGUCAAAGAAGACAUGCCAUUCAUAGGCUAUACCUAUUCACGGUUCGACUAUUUGACGAGAAAAAAUGCAUUGUGA